ACCGGCAUCAUGGCGCGCAUGAAUGUUCUGGCCGAUGCCCUUAAGAGCAUCAACAAUGCAGAGAAACGUGGAAAACGUCAAGUUCUCAUUAGACCGUGCUCUAAAGUAAACGUGCGGUUUUUAACUGUGAUGAUGAAGCAUGGUUACAUUGGUGAAUUUGAGAUCAUUGACGAUCACAGAGCUGGGAAAAUUGUUGUUAAUCUCACAGGCAGACUGAACAAGUGUGGUGUGAUCAGUCCCAGAUUUAAUGUUCAGUUGAAGGACCUGGAAAAGUGGCAGAACAACCUUUUGCCUUCACGUCAGUUUGGGUACAUAGUGCUGACAACUUCCGCUGGCAUCAUGGACCAUGAGGAAGCAAGGCGAAAACACACAGGAGGCAAAAUCCUGGGAUUCUUUUUCUAAAACUUGUAAAACAGGCAUACUAAUAAAUUGUUCAAAUG
Messenger RNA from Trachemys scripta elegans, 440 nucleotides. Its product is annotated as 40S ribosomal protein S15a-like. The transcript has a single exon. The record is from RefSeq and is a predicted model, not a curated record. Gene Ontology annotation, molecular function: structural constituent of ribosome. The coding region runs from base 10 to 402 and encodes 130 amino acids. NCBI's taxonomy places the organism in Eukaryota, Metazoa, Chordata, Testudines, Emydidae. Gene Ontology annotation, biological process: translation. Gene Ontology annotation, cellular component: ribosome; cytosolic small ribosomal subunit.